Molecule: messenger RNA, 765 nt
Organism: Linnemannia hyalina
Lineage: Eukaryota; Fungi; Mortierellomycota; Mortierellomycetes; Mortierellales; Mortierellaceae
Source: the annotation of a GenBank genome assembly
AUGCCGGACAACGAACUUAUCGCCGCUUACAAGAGCGUGCCCAUCGUCACUAGGUCAAUGCUCACCGCCACCAUCCUCAUCUCCCUCGGGGUCACCGUCCACAUCAUCCCCUACAGCCUCAUCUACCUCGACUGGUCCUCAAUCCUCUACCGCUUCCACAUCCAUAGGCUAUUCACACCGUUCUUUAUCACCGGUGUCAACUUUACAAUGCUCUUUGAUCUCUACUUUCUGUUCACAUACGGAUCCCAGCUCGAGAACUCGACCUUUGCAGGCCGGUCUGCGGACUUUGCCUGGUUCAUCAUCUUCACCUCCCUCGUUUCAUCCAUCGUUGCGCACUACAUGAGGAUUGCGUUCUUGUUCCAGUCGCUGCUGCUCUCAGUGAUCUAUCUCUGGUCGCAGGCAAACUCUGACAGGAUAGUCUCUUUCAUGUUUGGUAUCCAGUUCAAGGCGGUGUAUUUCCCAUGGGUGCUGGUGGCGUACAAUGCGGUGAUGCAGGGUGCGGCGAUCCCCUGGGAGAUGCUGAUUGGGAUAGCAUCGGCCCAUGUGUACUACUUUCUUGACUCUGUGUAUCCAGCCAUGGGCGGGCCGAGGCUAAUCCCUACGCCAAGGCUGCUGUACAGAGUGCUGCCUGCGCAGGAGGUUGCCGGGGCAGGAUUCACAGGGGAAGGAAACACGGCGAACGUGUUCCGGACAGGACAGCAGGGCGGCACGGCAACGGAGAACACGGCAGGCCACCGCUGGGGCUCUGGCAACCGCCUUGGCUGA